UUGAGAAGUGAGUUUCUGACGCUAGAGAGAAGGGGCUUCAAGUUUAAGUUUUCUUUUCUUUUCCCUGCUACGCUGUGACAUGUUUUAAAUACAAUGCGGAGCGGGUAAAGCUUGUUAGGACGGACGACCUGUCAUGGCAGACGAAGAAAAUGCCCCUUCUUUUCUGGAGGACAACAGAGUUAAGUUUAUUAAGGACAAAGUCUGCGCAUUCCUGCGACUUCAGAGACGAGCGUGGAACACAACUGCCGCCAAAGAAGAGUUCCAAACAUCUUUGAAGCGUUUCUUUGACAAAGAGACAGUUUUGUUUUUCUCCUUAUCAGAAACGGGUUCGCUUGAUGUUUCAAAUCAGGCUCCAUCUGAUGUUAAAAGCAAACAAAUCUACAUACAGAAGAAGACAAAUGUGUCCAUCCACAAUGACAACUACAGAGACAUCCUGCUUUAUGGCGUUUUGUUUUCAAAACCAUUACUGCAGCUCUCAAACACUGUGGAGAAGAUCUCUGUUCCACUCCUGACAAACAAGCAAAACCACCAUGGUUGGCCCUCUCCCUUGUCUGACGACCUCAUUAGAAAUGUUGAGUCAGUUCACAGUAAAACAGCUAUUGUGCACGGACGGGCUUUGGGGAAAAUUUUUCUCCCCAUCCCAACCUCAGCUGACUGGAUUAAACACUCAUACAACCCAUUUCAAAUGGAUCAGAGCUCUGGAAGGGCAUUAGGUCAUACCAUAGAGACUCACAUCGUCAACUGGUCAUGUCUGAUCCAGGACGUUUUAAAAAGGGACUCAUCUGACCUCCUCGGCUUUAAUCCAGGACCCAAAGCAGAGCUGGAGUUUUGGUUUUCCAGAAUGAGCAAUUUGGAAAGCAUCACUCAACAGGCAUGCUUUCUCCUUGUCUUAGAAUUUUCUAAAUUACAAUUUGAAUAAUUUUCUACAGAAUCUUUUGGUUUGUUUUGCAUUUUAGC
Messenger RNA from Oryzias latipes (Japanese medaka), 957 nucleotides. Lineage: Eukaryota; Metazoa; Chordata; Actinopteri; Beloniformes; Adrianichthyidae. The record is from RefSeq and is a predicted model, not a curated record.